UCACUUCUGGCAACAACAUGAAAAUAAAAACUAUAUUCUUAAACAGACACACAAACUAGCCGUAGCUAUAGUACAUAUCCCCUGACUCAGAGUUAACCGCUUCAAAAUGAUUUCGAACUAUAUGCUUAAGGUGGCCAAUGAUAGAAAUGCUGGUGAGGAGCAGCCCAAUACAUGCAGCCACUGCCCGGAGGUACUGGAGCCGCAAAUCGAUCUGAACAGCUAUGCGCAACGGUAUUCGGAUAUACCACGCCUUAUCCGUCUUAAGUUCAUUGCCCAGGUGUGUCCCAAGCUGCGCGUUCAGGCCCUGGAGUUGGCCAUAGACCAUGUGAAGACCACCUAUAACGUGCCACUCUACGACGAGCUCUACCACACCCUUUGUGCUGAGGUGGAGCGCACGAACUCAGCUGCGAAUGUUGAUGCUGCUGAUGGGAAUGGGACUGAAAAUGAUGAUGAACCGAGUCCUUCCACUUCGCGUUCGCAGAGGACUAGGGGGAGUAGAAGUAGCCAGUCUGUGCCAUAUGACGCCUAUUGGGUGGAGGACAACACCAUGGAGUCUACGCUGCUGCUGCAGGAGCUCGAUGCCGAGCUAAACUUUAAGAAAACCCACUCGGGUAACUCCUACAAGCGUCGCAUACUGGAGGAAAUGGGGGACUAUCAUGUGAAGACGGGCAAUUUGAAAAUGGCUGUCAAAUUUUAUGCUCGAGUGCGUCCGUUCUGCACGCAAAGCGAUAAUGUCAUCAACAUGUUUCGGAAUCUCAUAAAGGUCUCCAUAUAUAUGGCCAAUUGGUGGCACGUGCUUAGCUACAUAGACGAAGCCAAGCAGUAUGCCUAUGGAUUUGAGAAUCUCGCUCAGUCGGUACCCGCACGCUUUAGCUGUGCCUCCGGUCUCGCCAAUUUGGGCCUGAAGAUCUACAAGACGGCAGCAGAGUGCUUUCUACGUACACCUUUCAAUCGCUACGAUUAUGUGCAGAUUGUAGCGCCCUCAGAUGUCGGCUAUUAUGGAGGGCUGUGCGCUCUGGCUACCUUUGAUUUGGACACAUUGGAGCAUGGCGUUCUAAACUCAGAGCCGUUCAAGCCCUUUUUUGAACGAGCUCCCAAAAUGUGGGAAAUACUGGCCAGAUUUUAUGAACGCAAUUUCGAUCACUGUCUGGUGCUGCUCCAUGAAAUCCAGGAUAAUAUGCGCGUGGAUGUCUAUUUGGCGCCACAUGUGGAUACACUAUAUCAGAAGAUUGGCGCAAGAAUUGAAUCAUACCGAAAUGCCAGGCCAAGAAAGGAUUUCUGAACGAUUUGAAGGCGCAGGCAAGAGCUUUGUUUUCAUUAAUCAGCUUUUGCAAUUGUCCAGAACAGGUCUGUAGUUACACCUUGGCUCUCUCGCCGUUUUCUGUAUUUUCCGCUCAAAGUUUUGUUACACUAUCCAGCAAAUGAAAAAGCAAAAUACUAAAC
Molecule: messenger RNA, 1443 nt
Organism: Scaptodrosophila lebanonensis
Lineage: Eukaryota; Metazoa; Arthropoda; Insecta; Diptera; Drosophilidae
Gene: CSN1a
Product: COP9 signalosome complex subunit 1
Exons: 1
Coding region: 107-1282 (391 amino acids)
Cellular component (GO): COP9 signalosome
Source: RefSeq, a predicted model, not a curated record